This is a messenger RNA of Vigna umbellata (rice bean), 504 nucleotides long. The record is from RefSeq and is a predicted model, not a curated record. NCBI's taxonomy places the organism in Eukaryota, Viridiplantae, Streptophyta, Magnoliopsida, Fabales, Fabaceae.
AUUUUUCAGGCUCGACCCUUGCUAAAUGAUGCACUUGAGAGUGAGGAAUUUGAGAUUUUGACAGAUCCAAAGCUAGGAAAAAAGUACGUUGAAAGUGAAAUGGUUUGCAUGAUUGAAGUUGCUGCUGCUUGCGUGAGACAUUCAUCUGCCAGAAGACCUCGGAUGGGACAGGUUGUUAGAGCUUUUGAUGGUUUAGCUAUGUGUGAUCUUUCAAAUGGAAUGAGAGUUGGGGAUUCUUCGCAGCAAUCCGCAGAAAUAAGAUUAUUACGUAGAAUGGCAUUUGGUUACAGUUCAGAAUUUUUUAGCCACUCAAGUUUGAAUGAGUAAGAGGCUAUAUUGUAUUGUGAAAUUAAGUUGGUUUCAGUGUGACUAUGGUGCACAUAAUCCUGAAAUUCACGCAUCAUGUUCUCUUGAUUUUAGUAACAUCCUCUUCUUAUUCUUCUGUAGUUACCAUUUUCUAAACUCAUGUUGAUGGUGGUAAUCAAUUCAUGCCCUUUAACGUAA